CAGCACACACAUUUUGGCCUCUACAGCAGAUCGUAGUUUGGCAGCGACUCAGAGACACCGAUACUGUGUGUGUGUGUGUGUGUGUGUCAGCGUGAAGCGAGGCAGUGCAGCUCGACACACUCAGCACGCAGCAUGAAUCGCCUUCUGAAGGUUCCACUUGUGGCCCGACGAGCUUUCGGAAGCUCAGCCCGGCAGCUGAGGAACAAAGUGCCCGAGGCCCAGAAGCUCUUCCAGGAGGACAACGGGCUGCCGGUCCACAUCAAGGGGGGGACCGUGGACGUGGUUCUGUACCGGGCCACCAUGGUGCUGACCUUGGGAGGGGCCUGCUACUCUCUGUACUGGCUGCUUUAUGCUGCGAUGCCUCAGAGGACAGCGUAGAGAGGAAGAGGAUGAUGAAGAAGAUGAACCCCCUUUCCCCUCCUCACCCCUGAUGCUUGUAGUUUGAUUUCAUCACACUGAGGAUGCAAUAAAAGGCGGGACUUGAUCAAA
Molecule: messenger RNA, 489 nt
Organism: Pungitius pungitius (ninespine stickleback)
Lineage: Eukaryota; Metazoa; Chordata; Actinopteri; Perciformes; Gasterosteidae
Gene: cox7a1
Product: cytochrome c oxidase subunit 7A2, mitochondrial
Exons: 4
Coding region: 133-378 (81 amino acids)
Biological process (GO): mitochondrial respirasome assembly; mitochondrial electron transport, cytochrome c to oxygen; regulation of oxidative phosphorylation
Source: RefSeq, a predicted model, not a curated record